UGCACACACAAAAUUGAUAUCAAUGUCUCCAUUGAUUAUUGGCUUUGCUACUAUUGUAGCAGCCAUCUUCAUUUACCGGCUAUUUAAGAUCAUAACUGGGCCUUCAUUGCCAUUGCCACCGGGCCCAAAGCCAUGGCCCGUUGUGGGAAACUUGCCCCAUAUGGGCCAUGUGCCACACCACUCGCUCGCAGCCUUGGCUCAAACCCAUGGGCCUCUUAUGCACCUUCGCUUGGGUUUCGUUGACGUGGUGGUAGCGUCUUCGGCCUCCGUGGCUGAACAGUUCUUCAAGGUUCACGACGCCAAUUUCUCUAACAGGCCCACAAAUUCCACCAUUAAAUGCUUAUCCUUUAACCAUGCAGACCUUACUUUUGCUACCUAUGGUCCACGGUGGCGCUACCUAAGGAAACUAUGCUCCGUUCACUUGUUCUCUGCCAAGGCUGUGGACGAUUUUAGACUCAUGCGACAAGAAGAGGUAGCAAGAUUGACACACAAUUUAGCAAAUUCAAGCUCCAAAGCAGUGAACUUGGCACAGCUACUGAAUGUUUGCACCACCAAUACACUGUCUAGGGUAAUGAUAGGUCGACGAAUUUUCAAUGACGACAACGGUGGCAAUGAUCCUAAAGCAAAUGAGUUUAAAUCUAUGGUACUGGAACUUAUGGUAUUGCUCGGAGUUUUCAAUAUUAGUGACUUCAUUCCUGCCUUGGAGUGGCUAGACCUUCAAAAAAUGCAAGUCAAGGUGAAGAAAUUACAGGAGAGAUUUGAUGCAUUUUUAACUAGCUUAAUUGAGGAACAUAAGAUUUCCAAGAGUGAGAAACACCAAGACUUGUUGAGUACAUUGCUCUCACUUAAAGAUGCUUCCGAGGAUGGCGAUAAAAUCACUCAUAUGGAAAUCAAGGCGCUACUUUUGAACAUGUUUGCCGCUGGGACGGACACAUCAUCAAGCACAAUAGAGUGGACAAUUGCAGAAUUGAUCAGGAACAAAAGAAUUAUGGUUCGUCUCCAACAAGAGUUAGACACUGUUGUGGGCCAUGAUAGGCUUGUCACCGAAUUGGACUUGCCCCACCUUCCUUACUUGGAGGCUGUGGUGAAGGAAGCAUUUCGUCUACACCCACCAACCCCUCUCUCUGUCCCACGGAUUGCAGCUAAGAGUUGUGAAAUCUUUGGGUACCAUAUUCCCAAAGGUGCAACUCUCUUAGUCAAUGUUUGGGCCAUAUCACGCGAUCCUAAGGAAUGGUCUGACCCAUUAAAUUUUCAGCCCGAAAGGUUCCUACCAGGUGGUGAGAAGGCUAAUGUUGAUGUUAGGGGCAAUAACUUUGAGGUUAUACCCUUUGGUGCUGGGCGUAGAAUAUGUGCUGGUAUGAACUUGGGCAUAAGGAUGGUUCAGUUGCUCAUUGCUACCCUGGCCCAUGCAUUUGAUUGGGAGAUUGAGAAUGGGCUUCAUCCUCAAAAACUCAACAUGGAUGAAGCUUAUGGGUUUACUCUACAAAGAGCAGUGCCCCUUUCGGUCCAUCCUCAUCGUAGGCUCUCCCCACAUGUGUACUCAUCAUCAUCGUUGUGAUUUCAAGUUUAAAUUCUCUCUUGUAA
Messenger RNA from Abrus precatorius (Indian licorice), 1584 nucleotides. Its product is annotated as flavonoid 3'-monooxygenase-like. NCBI's taxonomy places the organism in Eukaryota, Viridiplantae, Streptophyta, Magnoliopsida, Fabales, Fabaceae. The record is from RefSeq and is a predicted model, not a curated record. Gene Ontology annotation, molecular function: iron ion binding; oxidoreductase activity, acting on paired donors, with incorporation or reduction of molecular oxygen; monooxygenase activity. The transcript is spliced from 3 exons. Bases 23 to 1558 code for a protein of 511 amino acids.